AUGUCUGAAGAAUUAAUUUGUCGUUGUAAAGGUUCUCUUGGUGAACCAUUUACAUCAUUAAAUGAUCUUUCUGUUCAUCAUGUAUCGUAUAAUGAAUUUGAAAAACAAUAUUGUGAAUUAUCUCGUUGGUGUGAAAAAAUUUAUGAAACAAUAACAACAGUUUCAACAAAUGCUUUAACACGUUAUCUUCGACAAAAAUAUUAUGAAGAAUUAUAUGAACAAGGUUUAAUGCGUUUACGUGUAUUUAGUCAAUAUGCUGAUAAAUUAACAGAACGUUUUCCUGAUUUAAGAUUUAAUAUUAGUGAUAAGAUGAUUAAAAUAAAUCGGCAAUGGAGCUUCCUUGAAUCACGGUUUAUUGAUUAUCUAGAUGAAGAUUUUGAUCGUAUACUUCAAGAUUUACAUAAUGAAUUACUCUUAUUUGAAGAAUGGCUUAGUGAUACAGAAGAACAAUUAUGGACUUUUGAAUCAUUUCGAAGUGAUGACAUUUCAUUAGAAGAUCUUCAAUCUAAUCUUCAUCUACACACGAAAUUACAAGAUGAAAUUAAGUCAAGAAAUAGUCGUGUUUCAUCCAUUAUUGAAAUUUGUGAUCGUUUAAAACAUGAUUAUGAACAAAAAGUUGAUAAAGUACCAUUUGAUUUAGCAAGUGACUUAGAAAACCGUUGGCAUCAGACGUGGAUUAAUUCUGUAGAAAUUCAAUGUAAACUUGAAGACCGAUUAAAAAUUUUAAGAAAUCCAACACCAAUUGUAUUAAUUGACGAAAAAGAAAAAGCUGAAGAAGAAGACGAUAUUAUUCCUUUUAAUUCAAGUGAAUACGAAAAAAUUCCAUUAACUACACCAACAACAAGUACAGAUAGUUUAUAUUGUUCAAUAAGAACACGUAAACGUUCACGUUCACCAUUAAUUCGUACUUUAAACAAUAAUAAUAUUCAAUUAAAAUCAAUUUAUAUGAAAAGAAGAAAAAUAACAAGAUCAAAACGACGUAUGUCAUUAAAUCUUUUACCAAUAAAAUCUCCAUCAACAUUUUAUUAUUCAUUAACAAAUAUAAAUGAUGAUAUUGCUGUUGUUGCUGAUGAUCAAAUAAAUACAAAUAAAAAACAAAAAAAAACAUUAUCGAAAUUAGAUGUUGGAUAUGAAAGUGAAGAUGAAACAAAUCAAUCUAAUGAAAAUCUUCUACCAAUAUUUCAUAUAAAAACAAGUCAAAGUGAUUAUUAUAUAGGACAAAAAUUACAUACAAAUAAUAAAACAAGUUUUUCAUCAUUAACACAUUCAUUACCAUUAUUAGAAGAUAAUCAUCAUCUGCCAACAUGGUGGAGACAUUCAAUAACAUCCGCAUAUGAUACAUGUUCAAAUCCGGAUAUUGAUUUAAGUAUUGAAGAAACAAAGAAAACACAAAAUAAACCAUCAUUACUAAUGUAUAGUAAAAAAUAUACGAAAUAUAAACAAUUUAAAUCAUCACAACAACCAUUAUCACCGCCAUUAAUACAAAAUAAAACACCAUCAAAUCCCCCAUCAAACUCUUAUGAUGCAAGUGCGGAAUAUACAGAUCCUGAACAAUCAGAAAAUGAUGUUGAUCUAUUAUCAUCUGAUUUUAAUUCAACAUCACCUAUUCAUCAUUAUCAAAAUUCUGAAUUACAAUUCUAUAAUCGAUAUACAACAACAACUACAGGAUAUUCAUCGGAUGUUGAAUUAGAAACAACAACAACAUUACCAUCAGAAACGGAAGAUCAACAAAUGUUUUCAAAUUUAGAUGAAGUAUCUCAAAUGAAGUUCGAUACAAUGGCAUUACCAACAUCAGACGCAUUUGAUUCACUUAGUACAAUAAUUAUGAAUGAGAAAAUUGAAGGUUCGGAACCAUGUUGGGAUGGUUAUCAAAAUCCUCUUUUCUAUUCUCUUAAUUCUCAAGAUAUGGAUUCAAUUGAAACAACACUGAAAUGGGAAGAUCAAUUUUUAGAAAUGGAUCAACCAAAUAGUUCAUCAUCGGACAAUGAAAAUUAUUCAUAUGAAUAUAAUAUUGAUCAUUUUAUGCGGAAUAUCAAUGGUUUAUCAUCAUCGUUGACAAGUGGUGUUACUGAUUUAGUUGGAAAUAAAGAUUUAUUAGAUUCAGAUUCGGACUUAGAUGAUUUUAAUUACGUUUUAAACGAAACGGAACGACAGUUACAUAAAGCACGACAAAGUUUAGAAAAGAAAAAACGUCAACAACCAUUGACUGCAAAUGAUCGUAAUCUACGAAAAUAUGAUGAAGUGCUAAGAACGUGUGAAACAAAUAUUCAAUGUUUACAGCAAAUUUUAAAAAAUCUUCAUCGAUCAAAGAAUUCACGUCUUAACAGUACAAAAGCAAUUGAACAAUUACAAACAUAUCUAUCUGGUUGGCAUGACAUGCGACAACAAGUUAAUGAUGAUCGAAGACAUGCACGUCAACUAUUAUAUAUCUCACAAGAAAUUAUUAAAUUGAAAUUACGUUUAGACGAAGAAUUAUCUCAUAUUAAUUAUAUUUGUAAUCAUAAUCAUCCUUGGUUAGAUGAAAAUUCUUUAAUUGAAAUAAUGCGACGAAUUAAUUACGAAAUUGAUUCAGAAAAAGAUUCUCGACAGAAAUUAGCUUCCUAUCGUUCGGAUAUUCUUUUAGCUGAAGAGCAUCUUAACGAAUAUCGAAUGUCACAUUUUGAUGGUCCAUCAUCAUCGAAUAUUGAUGAACAUUUACAUAGUUGUCGUCUAGCCCUUGAACAACUUACUGAUAAAAUGGACACCUAUCAAACUCAAUUACGUACAUUAUCGAAAAUGAUCGACAAUCUUAUACCGAUUGAAACACAGAUCGAACAAAAGUUAACUACUUAUGAAUACAAUAACAAUUAUCAAGUCGAACUUCAAGAUAUUCAAAGAUUAAUCGAUACAUACGAACAAAUAUUGAAUAAUAUAAAUCGUUCUAUAAAUAAUCCGAUAAAUAAUUUACAUUUAAAAAUUAAAAGUCAUUGUGAAUGUAAAUUAGAUUUAUAUAAAAAAAUGUUAAAUGAUUUUUUUCGAAAAAGUCAAUCAAAACAUGUUUCAUUUGAUGGUUCUAUUAAUUUUAAUAAUAAUAAUUCAUCUAUAUUUCAUACAUCAACUCCUCAGGAAUUUAAUCAAAAUAUUCGUCAGAAAAAACAUCGACGAACAACAUUAAAUGAUAUUAAUCGAAAUUUUCAUAAUGAAACAAAUUCAAAUAAACAAAGUUCAACAUCAUCCUAUAUAUCCGAUGAUUGCAAAGUUCUAUAUAUUGAAACAGUUGUUGAAGUAACUAAACCUGUCUUUUAUGAACGUACAAACGAUACAACCACAACAACAAAUACAGAAUAUCAUCAUCAUCAGCAGCAAAAUUCACAAUCAGCAGCAAAUAAAGAAUAUCAUGAAACAAUAAACAAAGAAUAUCAUCAAAAUCCACGAUCAACAAUAAAUAAAGAAUAUCAUCAAACUUCACAACCAACAAUCAGUAAACAAUAUCAUGAAACAAUAAAUAAAGAAUAUCAUCAAACUCCGCAACCAACAAUUAGUAAAGAAUAUCAUCAAAAUUCCCAAUCAAAACUAAAUAAAGAAUAUCAACAAUAUCAUCAAACUUCGCAACCAACACUUAAUAAAGAAUAUCAUCAAACUCCAUUAUCCACGAUGAAUACAGAAUAUCAUCAUCAAAUACCACAGUCAAAAAUCAAUACUCAACGAUCAACAAAUAGUUACUAUAAACUACAUGAUUCAUCUGAUGAUGAUGAAUCACAAAAUAAACCGGUGAAUUUAAGUAAAACAGCAAAUCAAAGAAAUAAAGUACAACAAUUUGAUAGUGGAAUUGAAUAUGAUCGAACAUCUCCUCCACCAUCUUCUUCAUCAUCAACGAUAUUUACUCAGCGAACAUUAAAUGAUCAUUCAAAAUUAUUAUUUCCACCAGCUUCAACAACUUCUAUUCUUGAUGAAACAUCUCAAUCAACACUUGUUCAACGUUUACAUUCAACAAAAUCAAAAAUUGUUAAUGAUGAAGUUGUUAAAUCAUCAAAUAUUCCAAGAAUAAAUUCCUAUUGGAAUCGUUUAAAACAAACAUGGUUUCGUUCUCUUUUGCUUGGUCUUUUAAUAUUAUUUAUUUUAUUUUUUGUCUAUUUCAAUCGACUUGAUACGUGUUCAAGAUCAAUCAUAAUUCGAACAGUUUUUCGAAAAAUAAUUUGUAUUGAACAUGAAGGUUUACCGACAAUAUGA
Adineta steineri is the source of this 4209-nucleotide messenger RNA. The record is from the annotation of a GenBank genome assembly. NCBI's taxonomy places the organism in Eukaryota, Metazoa, Rotifera, Eurotatoria, Adinetida, Adinetidae.